UGUCGAAGCUAUGUUAUAACUAAUAUCGCGAGCGUAUACAGAGUUGCGAGCGUCGGAUAAGUGCGCCAAUGUGGAAGUUUUCUAACAAAUUAUAAAAUCACGAAAUAUGGAUAUAAUUUAAAUUUCCGAGGCUUUUACUUUGGAAAAUUCCUUACAAAAAAGUUGCCAAAAGUUUACCGCCUUUUUAUUCAUUACAAACUCUAAAACAAAUAGAAAUUUUGACUUAGAAUGGAACUCGUUUAUAAAGGUAAUCAAACGAAUAGCGGAAACAAAACAUUAAACGACACCUUAGAAUUUAAUUUGGAGGCUGAAGUUUCAGACACACGUUUUUAUGAAUGGAUUUUAAUAUGUCUUUCUGUUAUUGUUUUUGUGAUGGGUUUGGUAGGAAAUGCCUUAGUUUGGUUUUCCGUGUGGAGAAAUCCACGCAUGAGAUCCCCAACAAAUAUAUUUUUAGUGAAUCUGGCUCUAGCCGACUUUUUGGUGAUUUUGAUUUGCUUACCACCCACCGUUAUAGCCGAUUAUAUGGGAAUGUGGAUAUUAGGCACUGCGAUGUGUAAAGUUAUAUCGUAUUUACAGAAAGUGUCAGUAUUUGUAUCAGUAUUAACUUUGACUGCCAUUUCUUUGGAAAGGUGGAUGGCAAUAUGUAGACCUUUGUGGUUUCGACAAACUUCUCUACGUUCCAGAAGGAUUAUGGUUGUCAUUUGGAUUGUAUCUUUGGGGGUUGCUAUUCCAGAUUUGGUUGCCAUGACGACUUUAAAGGCGUAUGCACCCACUGGAAAGGUUAUAAUAUGUGGUCCGUGGUGGAACAAAUUACAGGAAAAAAUUAACAUAUUAUUUAUGUUUGUUGUGUUUUAUGUGAUUCCAUUGCUCAUAAUGACAUUUACUUACGCAAAAGUCGCCUUGUGUUUAUGGCGGAGUGCUUCAUCUAAAGACGACAUCGAAUCAGCUGCUGCUAGUGUGCCUAGAGCUCAGCUUAUGUUACGAAGAAAGAAAGCUAAGAUGUUAAUUGUGGUGGUGAUGAUAUUUGCUAUCUGUUAUUUACCUGUAUAUAUGUUGUUUAUUUUAAAGUGUACGGGGGUGAGGAUUACUAUAUCACACGAUGCCUUUAAGUUAAUAGUUCUGACAGCCCAUUGGCUAUGUUAUUUUAAUAGUGCCAUUAAUCCAGCUAUAUAUAAUUUUAUGAGUUGUACAUUUCGGAGAGAAUUCAGAACAGCGUGUAAACUGUGUUGUGUUAAGGAAAGACCAUUGAGAUUCUCAGAAGGUGCUGCCAUAAACACAGAAAGGUUAGUUGACGUCAUCAUUCUUACAGAUUUCAAGUACAUAUAUACAUGUGUUGACCGAUGUUGACUCUCAGUACUCGACGAACAAGAGUCAACGGAUCUCCAAAUCUUCAUAUAUAUCGCCGAAAUUUUAAACACGGGUUAUCAAGUUAAAACAAAUUAAAAUUUUAAAAAAUGUGGUCACCUAUACAUUU
This is a messenger RNA of Patella vulgata (common limpet), 1474 nucleotides long. Its product is annotated as orexin receptor type 2. Lineage: Eukaryota; Metazoa; Mollusca; Gastropoda; Patellidae. Bases 229 to 1347 code for a protein of 372 amino acids. The transcript is spliced from 7 exons. The record is from RefSeq and is a predicted model, not a curated record. Gene Ontology annotation, molecular function: neuropeptide Y receptor activity. Gene Ontology annotation, cellular component: membrane. Gene Ontology annotation, biological process: G protein-coupled receptor signaling pathway.